CAACAAACUUGCUGAAGCAGCAUUCAGUUUUGAGGAUAUCAACUCUCGCUUUGUUAUCUGAAGACUUCACAUACCCAGAUACCUGGAAUCAAAGACCUGCCGUCACAAUGGCAGCAGGGACACAGGUCAUUGCCAACUCUGGCCACGAUGACAUGAUUCACGAUGCGGUCCUCGACUACUACGGCCGGAGGUUAGCGACCUGUUCUUCUGAUCGCACCAUCAAAAUCUUCGAGAUAGAGGGCGAGACACAGCGGUUGACCGAGACACUCAAGGGGCACGACGGCGCGGUGUGGUGCGUCUCGUGGGCGCAUCCCAAGUACGGCAACAUCCUGGCGAGCGCAGGCUACGAUGGCAAGGUGCUGAUUUGGCGCGAGAUGAACGGCGCGUGGCAGCGCAUCUUUGACUUUGCGCUGCACAAGGCGAGCGUCAACGUGGUAUCGUGGUCGCCGCACGAGGCGGGCUGCCUGCUGGCGUGUGCGUCGUCGGACGGCAACGUCAGCGUGCUCGAGUUCAAGGACAACAGCUGGGAUCACACCAUCUUCCACGCGCACGGCCUGGGCGUCAACUCGGUCUCGUGGGCGCCCGCGACCAACCCGGGCAGCAUCGUCAGCAGCAAGCCGAGCCCCAAGUCGACGGGCAACCGGCGGUUCGUGACGGGCGGGUCAGACAACGCGCUCAAGAUCUGGGUCUUUGACCCGGCGACCAACGGGUACAAGCCGGAGCGGGAGCCGCUGACCGGCCACACGGACUGGGUGCGCGACGUGGCGUGGAGCCCGACGGUUUUGCAAAAGAGCUACAUCGCCAGCGCGUCUCAGGACCGAACCGUGCGCAUCUGGACCAGCGACCCGGCCAACCCGCUUCAGUGGAGCUGCAAGGUGCUCAACUUUGAGGCGGCCGUCUGGCGGGUCAGUUGGUCGCUGAGCGGGAACGUGCUAGCGGCUUCGGGGGCAGACAACAAGGUCACGCUGUGGAAGGAGAACCUCAAGGGCGAGUGGGAGUGCGUUAAGACGAUCGAGGAGUAGAUUACGAGCUGGGACGAGGGGCUUGGGCGUUACGGCUGGAGGGUAUUUAGAGCUAAUGCAGUUUGUGCAUCACUGGGCUGCCUUUUCUUGACCACGCGAUGCUAGGCUGGAUGCCUUUAUGCGUGGGGUGGCAAGGAGGUGACAAAAGAGGCUGGCGUUUUUCAUUCUUCAAGGAAGGAUUCUGGCUAACAAACUACGUAACUUUGAAUCAAGAUUCCAGUCCAAACUCAUCUGUUU
This is a messenger RNA of Parathielavia appendiculata, 1259 nucleotides long. RefSeq names its product WD40 repeat-like protein. Gene Ontology annotation, molecular function: structural molecule activity; protein binding. Gene Ontology annotation, cellular component: nuclear pore outer ring; COPII vesicle coat. The record is from RefSeq and is a predicted model, not a curated record. Gene Ontology annotation, biological process: positive regulation of TOR signaling; COPII-coated vesicle budding; protein import into nucleus. The transcript has 4 exons. Lineage: Eukaryota; Fungi; Ascomycota; Sordariomycetes; Sordariales; Chaetomiaceae. Bases 108 to 1022 code for a protein of 304 amino acids.